AUGAAGUUCUCUGCCACCAUCAUGACCUUCUGCUGCUUCCUGCUUGUGGCUACGUCCAUGACGAUAGCCUGCGACUGUGGGCCUGGUCAAUACUGCUGCACCCGCCACGGUGCCGGAUUCCCUCGGUGCACUUACGACCCCAACGAAUGCCGUCGCGCAGUCGAGGACGAGCCCGCCGCCGUUGACAGAGCUUCCGCCUAG
Kalmanozyma brasiliensis GHG001 is the source of this 201-nucleotide messenger RNA. RefSeq lists its product as uncharacterized. The record is from RefSeq and is a predicted model, not a curated record. The transcript is spliced from 2 exons. Bases 1 to 201 code for a protein of 66 amino acids. Lineage: Eukaryota; Fungi; Basidiomycota; Ustilaginomycetes; Ustilaginales.